CUGAUUAAUUUACCCCGGGUCACUGCCGGGAUCUUGGUGCCGCUAUCUCAAUGACAGAUCAUUGUGAAUACUGGUGCCGUAGUCCCCAAACACGUCCGGGUAGCAAAAUAUUUUCCUGAUAUUUUUAAGUCAGAUUUUAUUUAGAGGCGGCGCUUACAGACUCAGUGCAGCGUCGUAGCGACUCUCUACCCCAGUCAGAGUGUUUCGCCAAGAACACAGUUGGAGCUGGGGGGUCGAGUGGAUUUAGGGGGUGAUUUCUGCUUUUUUUAGCAAUUUUUUUUUCUCUUUUUAUUUUUUUCCUUAUUAUUAAUUUUCUUGUUGGAUUUUUCCAAUUUUGUUACCAUUUCGGAAUUUUCUUUUGGAUCAUGAACAAACUAUACAUCGGGAACCUGAGCCCUUCAGUGACUGCCGAGGACCUGAAGACACUCUUCGUGGAGAGGAAGCUCCCUUUAGCCGGUCAGGUCCUGCUCAAGUCCGGUUAUGCUUUCGUGGAUUUCCCCGACCAAAAUUGGGCCAUUAAAGCAAUUGAGUCUUUAUCUGUAUUGUUCUUUCUCCCCCCACACACAGGCAAAGUCGAAUUACACGGAAAGAUGAUUGAGGUAGACUACUCUGUCCCGAAGAAGUUAAGGAGUCGAAAGAUCCAGAUCCGGAACAUUCCCCCUGACCUGCAGUGGGAGGUUUUGGAUGGCCUUUUAGCUGAGUAUGGCACAGUGGAAAAUGUGGAACAAGUAAACACAGACAUUGAAACAGCGGUAGUGAAUGUCACAUAUGCAACCAAGGAGCAAGCAAAAAUGGCGAUCGAAAAGCUGACGGGGCAUCAGUUUGAAGAGUACUCCUUCCGAGUGUCCUACAUCCUGGAUGUAGAUGCUGUGCCACCGUUCCCGGCCCCGCGCUCUCGCCGAGGUGGACGGCAGUCACGUGACCAGGGCGCCCCCCAGCCGAGCUUCUCCAGGAGCCCCGCCUCCUCACGGUACAAGCAGCACGACUUCCCGCUGCGCAUGCUCGUCCCCACACAGUUCGUGGGAGCCAUCAUUGGCAAAGAGGGACUUACCAUCAAGAAUGUCACCAAGCAGACCCAGUCCAAGGUGGAUAUCCAUCGGAAGGAGAACGCAGGAGCGGCAGAGAAACCCAUCUCCAUCCACUCCAGUGCUGAGGGCUGCUCCUCUGCCUGCUGCAUGAUACUAGAGAUCAUGCAGAAGGAGGCCGACGAGACGAAGGCAGCUGACGAGAUUCCACUUAAAAUCCUCGCUCACAACAGUUUAGUCGGGAGGCUGAUUGGUAAGGAGGGCAGAAACCUCAAGAAAAUUGAACAAGAUACUGGGACCAAGAUAACUAUCUCUUCUUUACAAGACUUAACCAUUUAUAAUCCUGAGAGGACCAUUACUGUGAAAGGCAGUAUCGAGGCCUGCUGUAAGGCUGAAGUAGAAAUAAUGAAGAAACUCAGAGAAGGCUAUGAAAAUGACAUUGCUGCUAUUAAUCAACAAACCAACAUGAUCCCGGGGCUGAAUAUGAACGCCCUUGGCAUCUUCUCGACAGGACUGUCGGUACUUCCGCCUGCGUCUGGACCCCGCGGAGCAGCCACGGCCACCGCUACUGGCUACAGCCCCUUCCUAAGUCACUCAUCAUAUCUGAGUGGUCUGUACGGGAUCCCUCCAGCCAACGCUGUUACCCACCAGCACUCACAGGCUCCAGAACAGGAAGUGGUCUACCUGUUUAUUCCAACCCAGGCAGUCGGAGCCCUCAUUGGGAAGAAAGGGCAGCACAUCAAACAGCUGGCCAGGUUCGCUGGGGCCUCCAUCAAGAUUGCCCCAGCAGAAGGGCCCGAAGCCAGCGAGAGAACAGUCAUCAUCACAGGGCCCCCGGAGGCACAGUUCAAGGCUCAAGGUCGAAUAUUUGGGAAGCUGAAGGAGGAGAAUUUCUUCAGUCCAAAAGAGGAGGUGAAGCUGGAGGCCCACAUCAAGGUGCCCUCGUCUGCAGCGGGGAGAGUGAUCGGCAAGGGAGGCAAAACGGUGAAUGAGCUGCAGAACCUCACCAGCGCUGAGGUGAUUGUGCCGCGGGACCAGACUCCAGAUGAAAAAGAUGAAGUCUUUGUAAAGAUCAUUGGGCAUUUCUUUGCCAGUCAGACUGCACAGCGGAAGAUCAGGGAGAUUGUACAGCAGGUCAAACAGCAGGAACAAAAACACCAGCAGGGAACUCCCACGCCGCACCAUUCCAAGUGAACCACCAGGGCGGCACCUGCGAGCAACAGCCAAUGAAUGUAGCCCUUCCAACAGUGGAGACAGACAGUCAAGACCAGCAGACUGGGGAAUAAAACCAAAGAACAUGACUGGGGAAAUGUUGUAUCAGCCAACAGGCUGGAGCUGUGCAUGUACUGCCAGUGCAGAGGGGCAGAGGAUUUUGUUUAACAAUAAAAAAAAAAGAAGAAAGAAUUCUUGCUGAGAGGGCAUCUGCAGUUUUACCAGUUUAAACAAAACAAAAGCAAGAAUUCUGUCAUUCUAUUUAACGGUAUCCCUCUAGUUGGACUAACAUAGGCCUAACUUAAACAAACAGAAGCCGUAUUAACAAAUUUGUACAUUUUACAGUAAAAAAGGGGUUUGAUGUUCAGAUUGCAACAUUUCUAAGUGUCGUUUAGCCCUAGCAGUGUUAAUAUAUAUUUUAGAAAUAAUAUAUAAAAGAAUAACAAAGGUUAUUUUUUUCCUAGACUAAAUAGGCUUUCUAGAGAUGAGAAAGAUAGUAUCAAUUGAGAGUUCAUUUGGCAGUUUGAACAUAUCUUUUUCUUAGAAUUUGGAGUUCACGGUUUUUACACAAAAAUAAGGAGCAAGACUCUACUGUAGGAACUGUAGCAGAAUGUUAGGAUGACUCUUUGUUUCUUAGCCUGUGUGUGUGCCAACAGAAGGGUAACGUCCCUUUCCUAGAUCACUGUCUUUCAUUUCUCUCUUUGCUUCAUGGUCCUGAACUGGCUUUUGAAUACUGUCAUUUGUUUGUUUUUUUCUCCAGCUGAGCAGCAGCAAGCAGCAUCCUAUUGUUUUGACUUCCGCUUCCACAUUGGGUUACAAAAACAAAAAAAUGGUACCUACCCUAACCUAAAACACUGUCUGGGGGAAGAAGUUUGAACAGUGUCUGAAAUGGCUAUUGAGGAGAGAGAAAGAUCAGUAAGACGCUAACUAACUAUUAGUAACAUUGGGGCAGUUUUUAAUCCAACCAAUGCUGAUUUACACUAAGUGGCUUUGAAUUGCAGGGAGAUUUCUAUAAAGGCCUGGUGACCGUGAAUGUAGAAUAUUCAGCCUUUUCAAUCUCCAGCAUUUUCUGAACAGAUCCCGAGCAGUUUGUAGCUUGGGCACGGUGACUGAAUGAACCGUGCUUUAGUGUCAACACUAUAAUGUGUUGCCUUAAACCAUUUCUCUCUCUCCAGAAGCUGUCAGUUUAGCUAGAGCUUCCAAACGUUUUAACGUUUACACAUAGUAAUUUUAAACAUUUUGUCACACUGCCAUGUGAAAUUGAAGGGAAGUGCUUUAUUUUUUUAAAAAACGAUAUCAACAAUCUUUAAUAACGAGAACAGUAAAGAAUAAAGAUUGUUGGCCCAUUAGAUGAACAGUACGCAUUUAAGAUAUUAUGAUCUACCUCAGGCGUUAGGGUACCUCAAUGCGUUUCUUUCGUUUUCCCUUUUUACAAUUUUGUAUGCCUUGUAAAACUCAGAGUUUUGAGCAUUUUUUAAUAAUAAUAAUAAAAAAUGGAAAGAAAAAUAAUUAGUUGAAACUUUUACCAAGCUUCCUGCCAUGAGAAUGAGUCUAGAGUAUUUGAACAAGAUUGUUAAAUUAUUCUACUCCUCACGGCAUGAAGAUUACCACCUUUUUUUUGAUAAACCUUGAAACAUAUGUAUAUAUAUAAAAAAAGAAAAAAGUUUUGAGGGGGUACAUGCCUAUAGUGUUUCUGAGUUGAAGGAAAUAAUGUGUACUGAAUUCAUGAAAACAUGCCAUUGUACCAACAGACUGCAAUGCCAGUCACUUUACUGCAAACAGUGUUCUGUGAAAAAAAGAAAUACAUCUAGCAAACAAAACUUUGUGACCCAGCCUGUUUUUACCUGGUAGCACAGCAUGGUUUUUCUGCAUACACAUCAAAUCAGCACGCGAAUUACACAUAGCUGUCCACACUUUGACCACAUUCCCUCUGAUGCACUUGUAAUUUUUGAAACACACUAUGACAUACACCUGUACUAAUGGCUUGAAUUUCAUGUGUUAAAAAAAUAUCAUAAAACCAAUAUCCUAUGAACCAGACUCCACUUUUGAAGUGGUUGAUUGCAGACACACGAUACUAUUCACACACCACUAAAAGUAUCUGCAUUCUAUCUAGUUUUUUAAAGAAAGAAAAUAGCUCGCUGAAUGGGAAGUCCACACAGGGACUGGAAACCACCCCUGCUGGUUUGUGGGGAGUUAAUUGGCAAAUUUAACACAGACUGACCCAGCUCAGACUGCCUGCUUACCAAAUACCUUUGUAUCCCUGAAGAGAUUCAUCAUCCACUCCUUAAGUAUACAUGCAAAUAUAGUGAGCAAGAGAUCUCCCAAAACAGUGGUACUGUCGUGGCAAAUUUCAUCUGGGAAUCAAAGAAAGAUACAGAGUUGCAUUUUAUUACAAUUCAAGCUAAUAUGGUGUAAAAAUAUAAAUAAUAUAUAUUUUUUCAUUACUGUAUGAAACUAGUCCAAAAUAUUACAAGAGAGAACAGCUAUAUAUUCAAGAAGAAUCAGAUUGUAUAAAAAACAUUAAUGGAUAGAAUCACAUAAAAAAAAAAAAAAACAGCCUGGUUUAA
Messenger RNA from Polyodon spathula (Mississippi paddlefish), 4804 nucleotides. Its product is annotated as insulin-like growth factor 2 mRNA-binding protein 2. Gene Ontology annotation, cellular component: nucleus; cytosol; cytoplasm. NCBI's taxonomy places the organism in Eukaryota, Metazoa, Chordata, Actinopteri, Acipenseriformes, Polyodontidae. The transcript is spliced from 16 exons. Gene Ontology annotation, molecular function: mRNA 3'-UTR binding. The coding region runs from base 366 to 2219 and encodes 617 amino acids. The record is from RefSeq and is a predicted model, not a curated record. Gene Ontology annotation, biological process: regulation of gene expression; nervous system development.